Molecule: messenger RNA, 1113 nt
Organism: Vanderwaltozyma polyspora DSM 70294
Lineage: Eukaryota; Fungi; Ascomycota; Saccharomycetes; Saccharomycetales; Saccharomycetaceae
Gene: RCL1
Product: rRNA-processing endoribonuclease
Exons: 1
Coding region: 1-1113 (370 amino acids)
Biological process (GO): endonucleolytic cleavage of tricistronic rRNA transcript (SSU-rRNA, 5.8S rRNA, LSU-rRNA); ribosome biogenesis
Cellular component (GO): nucleolus
Molecular function (GO): RNA endonuclease activity
Source: RefSeq, a predicted model, not a curated record
AUGUCAUCUAGAGGUAUUGGUUCUAAGAGUGAAUACUUGGUUUUCCAAGGGGCUCAAAAUUUUCGUUUGCGUAUAAUUUUAGCCACUUUAUCAGGUCAAAUGAUUAAAAUUGAAAAAAUCCGUUCCAAUGACUUGAAUCCUGGUUUGAAAGACUACGAAGUGUCAUUUAUGAGACUUAUAGAGGCUGUCACUAAUGGUAGUGUUAUUGAGAUUUCAUAUACUGGUACCACAGUUAUUUAUAGACCAGGUAUUAUAAUUGGUGGUUCAUAUACACAUAACUGUCCAAAUAGUAAACCUGUUGGUUAUUAUGUUGAACCAAUGUUAUAUCUGGCACCAUUCUCAAAGAAGAAGUUUUCAAUUAUAUUCCGUGGUAUUACUUCAUCUCAUAGUGAUGCAGGUAUUGAAGCUAUUAAGUGGGGGUUAAUGCCAGUGAUGGAAAAAUUUGGUGUAAGGGAAUGUGCUUUGCAUACUUUGAAAAGAGGAGCUCCACCAUUAGGAGGUGGUGAAGUUCAUUUAGUGGUUGAUACUUUAAUUGCCCAACCUAUUACCAUGCAUGAAUUGGAUAUACCUCCAAUCGUUAAAAUCAGAGGUGUUGCAUAUUCGACAAGAGUCAGUCCGUCAAUGGUGAAUAGAAUGAUUGAUGGUGCUAAACAAGUAUUGAAGAAUGUUGGUUGUGAAGUAAACAUUACUGCUGACGUUUGGAGAGGUGAAAACUCUGGUAAGAGUCCGGGUUGGGGUAUUACUUUAGUGGCUGAAACAAAAAAGGGUUGGUGUUUCUUUUCUGAAGAAAUUGGUAAUUCUGGUGAUAUACCAGAAGAUAUUGGUUCAAAAGUUGCAUAUCAUUUAUUAGAAGAAAUUUCCAUUAGUUCAGUAGUCGGUAGAAAUCAAUUACCAUUAGCACUAACGUAUAUGGUCAUCGGUAAGGAAGAUAUUGGUAGAUUAAGAAUUUCUCAAAAUCAAAUCGAUGAAAAAUUCGUUUCACUACUAAGAGAUAUGAAGAAGUUCUUUGGUACCGAAGUAUUACUGAAGGAGGUUGAUGAUCCAGAUAGUAAUGACUUUAUAGCAACAGUUAAAGGUGUUGGUUUUACCAAUACCAAUAAAAAAAUUGCAUAG